This is a messenger RNA of Paramecium tetraurelia, 333 nucleotides long. RefSeq lists its product as uncharacterized. The transcript is spliced from 3 exons. The record is from RefSeq and is a predicted model, not a curated record. Lineage: Eukaryota; Ciliophora; Oligohymenophorea; Peniculida; Parameciidae.
AUGUCAUAAUUCUUAACACCUACAAGAGAUGAAUUAUAUGAUUCAUUAAGAUUAACAGAUAUUGCUAAAUCAAAUGAAUCAUUAGAACCAUCCCCCAGAAAAUAUAUUAAGAUAGAAGAUUAUGAAAAUACUCCUUUAGAAACUCAAGAUUCAUCCUCAUACAAUAAAAUUAUUAUCCCCAUUCCCUUGAAAUAACCAGUGUCGGCUUCAAAGUAAGGCCAAAGAAUGCUUAUUAAUCCAAAUUUGAAGAUUAAAAUGCUAAAUCUUUAUAUCUCACACGCUAUUAUUCAAGAAGAGGACGAUAUUUUCAAUUGUAUUUAAUCACAGAAAUGA